Chelmon rostratus (copperband butterflyfish) is the source of this 1685-nucleotide messenger RNA. RefSeq names its product leucine rich repeat containing 42 (gene lrrc42). The record is from RefSeq and is a predicted model, not a curated record. The coding region runs from base 289 to 1512 and encodes 407 amino acids. The transcript is spliced from 7 exons. Gene Ontology annotation, molecular function: protein binding. NCBI's taxonomy places the organism in Eukaryota, Metazoa, Chordata, Actinopteri, Chaetodontiformes, Chaetodontidae.
UGCGAUAACUUGUGCUGUCAGCUACAACCAGGAACUGUAAGAUAAAUACUUGUUAAUUAUGCGCAAAUAGUAGAUAACUUGCCGGAAUAAGAUGAGAAACGAUAACAGAUGAUAAAAGAGUCAUAUGAAAGACUUUGGAAUCUUUUAGUCUUGGUUUUAGCUCAAAUCAACGACCAUAGAUUAGCUAACUGAGUUAUUGCAAUGCUUCACGUCAUUAGCCGGCUAGCUGACUAAACCCCCGGGUUAGGAGUUCUGUCCUCACAGGUAAAACAAAAGAGUGACCCGAGUAUGGAGAAUAGCACCAUUUAUGUCCGUGAAAGAGGCAACCUUCGGCGUGUUAGCGGCAUAGUCUUAGCCCAGCCAAAGCCAGUGUCAUCAUGCAGAAGGACAAACCCUUUAGUGCUGAGAAAAGAGCACUUCAUAUUCACCUACAAUGCAGAGGGAAGUCUGAGAUACACCACAAAAUCUCUCUUUGACAUCACGCUGCUAUUCGUAGCUGACAACAUUCACCAUGUAGACUCUCUGGUGGGCUUCCCCGAGCAAAUAGGUGACAGGCUUUUUGCAGCAGCAGAGGAGAAUCGUGCAUUUUUGAACGCAGACAUUUCUCCAAAAGCCCUGCGGUUAUUCAGUGAUGCCUAUGGGGAGAUGGUGCUUGGAUCCCUCUGUCUGAGAAAUAGAUUUCCACUCUUGCAUGAGAGGAUGGAUGAAAUAAAAACAUUUCAUAGUUUGAAGUCUCUGGAUCUGUUUGGCUGCAGACUGGGUGAUGAUCACGAGAUAUUCCUGCAUCUAACAUCCAGCUCAUUGGCAAGCAGCCUGAUUCAGCUUUUCAUUGGUGGUAACUGUCUGUCAGAUGCCGGCCUACAAAGACUGACUGCACCUGUCCGCAUCAUGAGGAAGGGACUGGACUGUCUUCAGUUCCUUGAUGUUUCCUAUAACCCUAUCUCAGAGAGGGCUCUCAGAUACCUCACAUGCCUCCCCAAACUUGAAAAACUUGAUGCAUCUGGGACCGGUUUGAAGCUUGGUACAAGACUGAAGACAAUCAUGCAGGACCUGCUGGGGCUCACUUAUUCUGAGAAACCACUGGAGACCUUUGAUCACACGAGAUGUAAAACAGAAGGUUGGGCAGAGCAGGUUGUAAACCAGUGGGAAACAAAUGGCUCACAAAUGUCAAAACAGAAGAAAAUUGAUGAAUCCAGGACAUCAGCGCUUCGCUUUUUUGGCAGGCAGAAGUUUGUCAGAGACGUACUGAAUGCAUCACCACUGGUAUGUGAGAAUGAGGAAGAGGCCAAGAGAGAGAGACUGCAUUUCUGCAGACCUGCAGCAACUGGUCACGUACCGGAGAAACAGACUGCUUCCACAACAAAUCAUCAAGCGAAGCCUUCAUGGCACAAUUUCAAAAAAAGGCAACGUCAGUCAGAAAGGUGCGACAGCUCACAUCAGAGCCCUCCAGCAAAGCGUUUGUCCUCCUCUGCCUUUACUGCUGAGGACGUCGAGUUGUUGAACAGCUACUGAGGUAUGCGUCCGUGCAUGCCACAGAGCAUGAGCGUGUUGGUUAUCAGUAAACAUUCACGCUCAAAUAAAGAACAAUAUUUACCAAGAUGACUCACACUUGCGAACUGUAAACUCUUUGUUGGAUAUAGAUAGCAUUGUUUGUAUUUUUAUAAAUAAAUGAAUAAGUUUUGCUU